AUUAGUUCACUGUUAUGUGUGAUGGCAUAUUGUCACAAUAUUCCUCCAAUUCGAUCGCGAUGAUAGAGGAAAUACGCGAGUGUAACGAAGGCUUACUUUUCCACAUAAUCGCUGGCUUGCAAGCAUGUUUUCAUAGCCCUGGGAAGAAUCCUUACGGACAUGGAAAAGACGCGCUGCUCACGGCAGCAGUCAGUCGUCGCUAACUAUGCGACUCUCCUCGACCCGAUCCGGCCACUGCCAGGUGGACCGGGCAAUGGUCAUCGCUCAGAAACGCCAGAGCUCCGACUGCGGCUGUUUCCUGUCCUGUCUGGCCUGCAGUCGCUGCUGGGCGGCCGUCUACACGCCGGCCAAUCACACCUGCCAGCUGCUGUACAAACGUGUCAACGUCUGUACCACCUACAGCGACGGCUCCAACUGCCUGGCCGAGGCCGGCGACGGUCCGCAGCUGGUGGCCAAUCGACUCAACACAUAUGCAGCAAGAUAUGGUUUGCGCUUUUGGUACAGCCACUGAACAAACGCAGCCCUAAAGAUCUGCCAGCCACAUCGAACGAUAACAUUGCACGAGUGCUUUACAGUGAGCGAGGUCCGUAGUGAGAAGCCAAGCCAAUUCAACCACAGAUGCACUGCGUUUAAUUGUGAAUGAACAGGUGAAAAAUGUCGCUACCUCGGGCCUCGGUCAUCACUCAAGUGCCAUUCCUUCAAUUGUUCUUCUUCAUGUGAGCUGGUUAUAGCGUGAUAAAUGAGAGUUGCUUGAUUUUCGCUAUUUUCACGUAGGUAAAUAAGAAAUGUUUAUUUCAAUUCGUUAUGAAUAUGUAAUGCCCUGCACUUUCAGAAACAUGUGUGAGGGGCAUGCAGUCCAAUAUACACCCUCAUUUUA
Amphibalanus amphitrite is the source of this 877-nucleotide messenger RNA. RefSeq lists its product as uncharacterized. NCBI's taxonomy places the organism in Eukaryota, Metazoa, Arthropoda, Thecostraca, Balanomorpha, Balanidae. The coding region runs from base 206 to 511 and encodes 101 amino acids. The record is from RefSeq and is a predicted model, not a curated record. The transcript is spliced from 4 exons.